CUUUCAGAACUCCAUCACAGUAGACAUCAAUCGUGAUUUGCUAAAGUUGUGGUCCUAUAGGCACCGUACCGUGAUUUCGCAGUGACAAGACUACAACGACUACACAACAAAUCCUUUAAUCUCCGCUAGUGCACAGCCAUGAGUUCAAUCGGCACGGGCUACGACCUCUCGGCGUCGCAGUUCUCUCCGGAUGGACGCGUCUUUCAGGUAGAGUACGCCCAGAAGGCGGUGGAGAACAGCGGCACGGCCGUCGCGCUCCGAGGCAAAGACGGUGUGGUGUUCGCCGUCGAAAAGCUCGUCACGUCCAAGCUCUACGAAGCCGGCGCCAACAAGCGCAUCUUCACCGUGGACCGGCACGUCGGCGUCGCAGUCGCGGGCCUCCUCGCCGACGCCAAGCAGAUCGUCGAGACGGCGCGGGUGGAGGCGUCCAACUACCGGUCCGACUACGGGGUCCCCAUCCCGCUCAAAUACCUCAAGGACCGGGUCGGGCUCUACAUGCACGCGUACACGCUCUACAGCGCCGUGCGGCCGUUCGGUUGCAGCGUGCUGAUGGGAAGCCACGAUUCAGACGGCCCCCAGCUGUAUUGCAUCGACCCUUCGGGCACGUCGUGGGGCUACUACGGCUGCGCCAUCGGCAAGGCGCGCCAGGCCGCCAAGACAGAGAUGGAAAAGCAGCAGUUGAGGGACCUGUGCUGCAAGGACCUGAUCAAGGAGGCGGCCAAGAUCAUCUACAUCAUCCACGACGAGGUGAAGGACAAGAACUUCGAGCUGGAGCUCAGCUGGGUGUGCGAGGCGUCCAAGGGGAACCACGAGUUUGUGCCCAAGGACGUCUUCCAGGAGGCCGAGACGUACGCCAAGACUGCGCUCGAAGAGGAGUCCGACACGGACGAGGACAUGUAACGCACGGCGGCUGGAAUCGCGACUUAAGUAAUAAUAAAUUGUUUUUGCACCACU
Molecule: messenger RNA, 954 nt
Organism: Ixodes scapularis (black-legged tick)
Lineage: Eukaryota; Metazoa; Arthropoda; Arachnida; Ixodida; Ixodidae
Gene: Prosalpha7
Product: proteasome subunit alpha type-3
Exons: 1
Coding region: 139-900 (253 amino acids)
Biological process (GO): ubiquitin-dependent protein catabolic process
Cellular component (GO): nucleus; proteasome core complex, alpha-subunit complex; synapse
Source: RefSeq, a predicted model, not a curated record